This is a messenger RNA of Hydra vulgaris (swiftwater hydra), 1433 nucleotides long. Its product is annotated as homeobox protein OTX1 B. Lineage: Eukaryota; Metazoa; Cnidaria; Hydrozoa; Anthoathecata; Hydridae. Gene Ontology annotation, molecular function: RNA polymerase II cis-regulatory region sequence-specific DNA binding; DNA-binding transcription factor activity, RNA polymerase II-specific. Gene Ontology annotation, cellular component: nucleus. The record is from RefSeq and is a predicted model, not a curated record. Gene Ontology annotation, biological process: regulation of transcription by RNA polymerase II.
GUUGUUCUUCUUAAUAUAACAAAGUCAAAGUUUUACUUCCUGCAGAUGAUGCUAUAUUUUUUAUAAAGACAAAAACAGAGUUGCAUUAUCCGUAAGCACAUUUCCAGACUGAUCAUUAAUUGUAUUCUCCGAGCAAUUUUAUGAGCACCAGUUACAAAAUCAGAUUGGCUAAGUAAAUUUAUUUCUACAGUAUUAUAAAGCCUAAUGAGUUGGUCAUACAGCCCUACGCCACCGUUUCCCCUUUCUCAUCAUGUCUCAAAUAAUUAUUCUGCAUAUUUUCCAUAUAACUACAAUGGUUUUCCAAGAAAACAGCGUCGCGAAAGAACGACCUUCACUAAAUUUCAGUUAGAAAUUCUUGACAAUUUAUUCAAAGAAACAAAAUAUCCCGAUGUAUUCAUGCGAGAAGAUGUUGCACGAAGAAUAUCUUUACCAGAAUCAAGAGUUCAGGUGUGGUUUAAAAAUCGACGUGCUAAGCAUCGCCAAAAAAGUAAAAAGAAACCAUUUCAAUCAGAUAAAGAUUGCGAUUUAGAAAAGUUAUGCUCGUCUACGGUUGUUAACAACAAACAAUCUCGCAAUACAGUUUCUAUAUUGCCGGCAAAAUCUGUGGAGGCUGUGUUUAAAGCAAAUAACUCAGAAUCACAAAGUUCCUUUGAUGUAAAUCAACAAGCAAUAAGACAAAACUCUUCAUUUAACUCUUCUAACCAACAAAUUUCUUCAGCAGCAUUAGAAAAAUCUCAAACGUUUCCUUGUUAUUUACCGACAUCUUUAUCAUCUUAUAGACCGUUUUUAAUUGAAGCUCAUUCUUCAACAUACUCCUCUGCUCAGGCGCGUAGUUUUUACUCAAACUACGCGCAAGCGCCAGUUGAAUACCAAUCUUGUGUAGUUAAUUUCAAUAACUCUCAAGCAGUCAGUACGCAAUGGACAAAUUAUGGAUCAUCUAUUUGAUUUUUUAUGUUUAGACUGUUGAAAUACUUUUGCGUAAAGCGCAUUAAAAAUUAAGUAAUGACCGCCUAGUUAUACUAAUUAAAUAUUUAAAUUAUGUAUCUAACCAAGAGCUAUAAAACAAAACAACCAAUUAUGGUUAAUAGAGAAAAAAAACGAACUUUUUUCUUGCAGACACAUCCACAGCCAAGUAGAAAAUAAUAAAAAAAAGAUUAACUAGGAAUCAAUAAACCAGCUUAUGGAUUGUGAUGCAUGUGAAAAGAUAAAAAAAAAGGUUAAUGUCAUUUUUGUAAAAUAGUUAAAUUCCUGUUAUCAAUUAACCUUCGCAUAUAACUACGCACAUGCGCACAAAGCACUUAACAAGAAGGGGUCCAACUAUAAUAAAUCAAAUUAUUACCUAUUUUAUUACCUAUUUUAUUCCAAAUAGAUUAUUUCGCAAAAAUGUAAUAUAGAUGAUUUCCAUAAAAAUAAGAAAGUAACAACAAGAUUAA